This is a messenger RNA of Leptonychotes weddellii (Weddell seal), 2082 nucleotides long. The record is from RefSeq and is a predicted model, not a curated record. Lineage: Eukaryota; Metazoa; Chordata; Mammalia; Carnivora; Phocidae.
AUGGACGACCUGCGGGUGCUGUGGAUGCGCGACCGCGUGUACGCGGCCUUCGGCAUCACAGACCCCCGGCUCUUCGAGGAGCUGCUCAACCGCAACGACGGCGAGGUCGAGGACCUCAUCCUGCACUUCCUCAACCAGACCAGUGAUGAGGAGGGCGCCUUGACGCUCUUCUUUUACCGCAAGGUGGUGCCCGAAGAGGUGGAGGUGGAGAUCGGCGGUCAAGAGGGCGACGUGCCGGUGGCGACCGAGGAGGAAGGCGAGGAGGAAGAGGAGGACGCUCAGAAAGUAGAGUCGGGGCGUGAGUCAGAGAUGAUCUCCGAGGCUACAGACAUGAAGGAAGCCAUGGAGAUCAUGCCCGAGAUGCUGGAGUACGGAAUUAUCAAUUCUAACGUGCUUCCCUUUCUGAAGAAUGUCGUAUGUCAGGUUUUCAUGCCGGCUUUGUCCUUCAAUCAACACAAGGACGCCUCCCUGGGAUUCACAUCUGCAGAAAUCUCUGACUCUUUCGAGUAUGAAGUGGACCUACCCAACAUGCCCGGGGAAGCCUAUCACAGCAUUCAGUUGAUACGGGAUGAAUUUUUAAUGAACAUCCAGAAAUUUGCGAACAGUAUUCAAAGAACAAUGCAGCAACUUGAAGGUGAGAUCAAGUUAGAAAUGCCAAGCAUCAGCCUAGAGAGAGAGGUGUCUGACCUGGCCGCUGACCCGGAAGCCAUUGAAAUCUUAGAGCAGUGUGUGAUAAACUGGUUGAAUCUGAUAUCUGCAGCUGUCGAGGGCCAACUGAAAAAGACUCCUCAGGGUAAUGGUCCUCUGGCCGAAAUUGAAUUCUGGCGGGAAAGAAAUGCAACGCUGAGUGCACUCCACGAACAGACGAAGCUUCCAAUAGUCAGGAGAGUCUUGGAUGUGAUCAAGGAGUCCGAUUCCAUGCUCGCGGCUAACCUGCAGCCGGUCUUAACUGAAUUAUUCAAGCUCCACAUGGAGGCCUCAGACAACGUGCGGUUUCUGUCCACAGUGGAACGCCAUUUCAAGAACAUCACGCAUGGAUCCAGCUUCCACGUCAUCUUGGAGACAAUCCCCUCCAUGAUGAGUGCCCUGAGGAUGGUGUGGAUCAUCUCCCGACACUACAACAAAGACGAAAGGAUGAUCCCACUCAUGGAGCGGAUUGCCUGGGAAAUUGCCGAGAGAGUCUGCAAAGUGGUUAAUUUGCGGACUUUGUUCAAAGAAAAUCGAGCCAGCGCCCAGCACAAAAUCUUGGAGGCCAGGAACACCCUCCACAUGUGGAAAAAGGCCUAUUUUGACACCAGGGCCAAGAUCGAGGCUUCAGGGAGAGAAGCUCGGUGGGAGUUUGACCGAAAGCGGCUGUUUGAGAGAACGGAUUACAUGGCCACCAUCUGCCAGGAUCUCUGCGACAUUUUGCAGGUUAUGGAGGAAUUUUACAAUAUAUUUGGUCCCGAACUAAAGGCAGUGACAGGGGAUCCCAAGCGCAUCGAUGAUGUCCUGUGCAGGGUGGACAGCCUGGUCACCCCGAUGGAAAACCUGGCCUUUGACCCCUUCAGCAUCAAGUCUUCCCAGUACUGGAAAUACGUGAUGGAUGACUUUAAGAUUGAAGUUCUGGUUAUUGAGAAAGAAGCAAAAAAUUUUAUUGAUGAAUCUUUCAAGACACUUCGGUCAGCUGAAGCAGCAUUCGACAUGCUUUUAAAAUUUAAGCAUAUUCGUUCACGGGAAGCUAUCAAUCGACAAAUGAUGAUGAAAUUUAAUGAUAUCCUUGCACAGUAUUGCAAAGAGAUCGACAUAGUUAAUAAACUCUUUGUUCAGAACCUGGACAACCCACCAUUGUACAAGAAUCACCCUCCAGUAGCAGGUGCAAUCUACUGGGAACGGUCCCUGUUCUUUCGGAUGAAGCACACCAUUCUCAGGUUUCAGGAAGUGGAGGAAAUACUGGACAGCGACCGAGGAAGAGAAAUAAAACAAAAGUACUUGGAAGUGGGUAGGACAAUGAAGGACUAUGAGGACAGAAAGUACGAGCAGUGGAGAGAGGCCACGGAGCUGGUCCUGCCCACUCUCAUGAAGAAAAGUCUGCUCACUAAG